Molecule: messenger RNA, 1043 nt
Organism: Coniophora puteana RWD-64-598 SS2
Lineage: Eukaryota; Fungi; Basidiomycota; Agaricomycetes; Boletales; Coniophoraceae
Exons: 6
Coding region: 15-728 (237 amino acids)
Source: RefSeq, a predicted model, not a curated record
CACAGCCGUGCGACAUGGAUAUGCAGCGUCCCUUCAAGUUAGCAAUCCGACGCGCGCAGCUUCGAGACCUUGUAGAUGAGACCGUAGGUCAUCUUGAUCAAGGGGGUGAUGCACCGUUCUUUCGCCUUACAACAGCCAUUGGUGUGCUUCGCACCCGUUCAGUUGGCUGGUUCGUCGAUGGCUGGAAUGCUAUCAACAACCCUGGUCUUGUCCAACGUGCGUUCUCUCACUGUGUUGUCCCUGACACAGCCUUCAACCUAUCUUUCGAAUCCCUUACCUCGCGUGCUGCCCGUCGCGCUCUUGUCGAACUCUCGCACACUGAUCCUGCAAUGUGGGAAACUAUUUCGGCUGACAUCUCACUGACCAGUGCCGAAACAGUGGACGACUCCCCUUUCACCACCUCCGACUCCCAUGAACUCGACGACACGGCCACAGACCCUGCUGAUCUUGUACAUGCCAUUCUCGCAGCCCCAGACGCGGCCACCAGCUUGUCUACUCAUCUCGAUGUUGGCCACCCGGAGGAUUUGAGGUCUGAGAUACCGGAGGCAGACGAGGAGGACCAUGAGGCUGAGAUGGGCCGAGAUCUGUUCAUACUCGUUUCCACGCGUUUUUACGCGCAAUUUUAUGUUUUUUUGGACAUUGACAAAUUUUCCGGGUCACGGUGUUCAAAACACUAUCUGACCCGUGACAAGCGCCAGUCAAGUGUUCAUACCAUACCCCCGUCGUGACGCGUGACGAACGCUUGGUCGAAAUGCUACAGUAAUCUAAAUCGGCUGGACCUGGCUAGGCGCGUCCCUAUAAGAACACAUUGUCGCCACUUUUGAUAAAAUCGGUAUUGGCGCUGACGAAUUCUUCCUCAGCAGACCUAAAACUCCUAGCUCAUGACAGUCGACAACUUGACUGGUGGUACAGGUCUUGUUCUAAGUCUUCAGCUAUUUACGGCUUGUCGUAACUCUCAAUCUCUCGAACUCAGGUCCUUAAGACCCGCCUGGCGCUUGUACAUCGACCUUGUCGUUGUGCAGUCUUAAGAAAAGCUGGCAGUG